Messenger RNA from Triticum aestivum (bread wheat), 1077 nucleotides. RefSeq names its product ABC transporter C family member 10-like. The transcript has 2 exons. The coding region runs from base 144 to 842 and encodes 232 amino acids. The record is from RefSeq and is a predicted model, not a curated record. Lineage: Eukaryota; Viridiplantae; Streptophyta; Magnoliopsida; Poales; Poaceae.
GUCCUAACCUGUUUCAUCUUCAUGAUUGGCGCAGGCCUGCAACAGGAGCUGCUGAUCCGUCUCGAAUCAACAGAUGGGUUCCCUCACAAGUUCUUCCUGGGUGACGAGCUUGUGUGGGAGCCAUCUCAUGCGCUUUGAAGCAAAUGUUCGACUCCUCCACCUGCACGAACCAUCUGGUGGCGACCGGCAUCGCCGCGCUGCUCGGGUUUGUGCUCGCACUCCAGGUGCUUGUCAAAAUUCCACAGAGCAGAGCGGCUGCACGGCAGCUCGUCAGUCUCAGCUCACCGCUGCACUUGGCUGCUGUGGCCUUCAGUGCCUGCCUGGGUUUGGUUUAUCUCGGGCUGGGGAUGUGGAUGCUGGGGAGUAACUUCAGUCAGGAUGCCUUUGCUGUUUACCUUCCACACUGGUGGCUCAUCACAUUAUCUCAGGGACUGAAUCUGAUCCUUACCAGCUUGGCUUUCAGCAUCAGGCCUCGGUUUCUUGGAGCGGCAUUCGUCUGGUUUUGGCCGGUCUUGCUGACCGUCUAUGCAGCAUUCGUUUGUUCUUCUUCAGUUGUUGUUAUUGUUGCAGAGAAGAUGAUAACUGUCAAGGGCUGUUUGGAUGUUCUGUACUUACAAGGUGAAGUGGUCCUCCUCAUUUAUGGCGUCCGGCACAGCCAUGACGAAGAGGGCUAUGGAGGAAUUGGAAAUGGUUUAUACAAGCCCCUCGACACGGAGGAGACAGACGGUGAGGCAGCUGAUUCUGAGGCUCAUCAGGUCACUCCCUUUGCUACUGCUGGUUUUUUCAGCGAGAUGUCGUUUUGGUGGUUGAAUCCUCUAAUUAAGAUGGCCGCUCAACCUUAGAGACUCUGAAACUAUUUCACCGCAGCCCCAUGUCGCCCCCCCCGCGGGCAACCCGGGCGCCCAACCCUAGCCGCCGCCGACCCAACCCCACCUCCUUCCUCUCCUCCCGCCGCCGCCGGUGGGCGCCGCGGGGCAAAGCCCGCGCGGUGCCGCCGGCGGCGGGAUCUCGCCUGCCUUCGCCUGGAGUAGGGGCCGCGGGGGGUUCCUUCCUCGGGCGCGGCGGCGGAACUCGGCG